Molecule: messenger RNA, 921 nt
Organism: Perca flavescens (yellow perch)
Lineage: Eukaryota; Metazoa; Chordata; Actinopteri; Perciformes; Percidae
Product: GTPase IMAP family member 4-like
Exons: 4
Coding region: 1-921 (306 amino acids)
Molecular function (GO): GTP binding
Source: RefSeq, a predicted model, not a curated record
AUGGGAAGGCUAAGGCUGGAACACACCAGCCCCUGCUACCGGGUGCGGGGCUCUCCGUGUCCCGCUGGAGCUCCGACUGCAGGUCGAGGUCGGCAGCGAAGCUUUCUGGCGAUAACAGCGACGUUGCUCCGCUGGCCGAUCCCCACUGGUGACGAAGCUAUUCUACGAAAUGAUGAAGAGAUGAGGAUUGUGAUGGUGGGGAAGACUGGAAUUGGGAAGAGUGCCACAGGAAACACCAUUCUUGGGCAUAACUGCUUUGAAUCAAAGUUCAGCGCCAAGUCUAUGACUGAUGAGUGCUCUAAGGCCUAUGCUGAAGUGGAUGGACAAAAGGUUGCUGUUAUUGACACCCCAGGUCUCUUUGACACCAGGUGGGCCCAGGAUAAAACACAUAAAGACAUAAUCCAGUGCAUCUCCUAUUCUUCUCCUGGACCCCAUGUCUUCCUGGUUGUCGUCAGGCUGGGCAGAUUCACAGAAGAGGAAAAGCAGUCAGUGCAAAAGAUCCAAGAAAUAUUUGGCCAGGAUGCAGACAAAUACAGCAUGGUCCUCUUUACUCAUGGUGACCUUCUUAAAAACACCACUACUGAGGAGUUCAUGAAGGAGAGCCCAGACCUGCAGCAACUUGUGGCCAGGUGCAAUGGUCAGUACCAUGUCUUUAAUAAUGAUCUGGAGAAUCGCUCGCAGGUCACCGAGCUGCUUAAGAAGAUCAGAACCAUAGUCCAGAAGAACGGAGGAAGCCACUACACCAAUGAGAUGUACCAAAAGGCAGAAAGGGUAAUCAAAGAGGAGAAACAACGCAUACUGAAAGAGAAAGAGGAGCAAAUAUGCAAAGAGAGAAAAGAACUGGAGAAGAAACUACCAGCUGAAUAUGAAGAAAAGCUUCGAAAUGUAAUGGAGAAAUUCCUGGCUGAAAAAAUUAUUUGA